AUGGCAUCGGCGAAAGCAAUCGCUACUCGCCCUGCGAUCAAAUCCGGCUCCGAUGGCGGAUUCGGGGGGAACUGCGGCGGCUUUAGCUCCGCGGAUCGCGCGGCCAAGGCGGGGAAUCGCGCGCAGUUAGCGUCGGUGUUCCGCGCGUACGGCCGCCUGCGCGCGGCUCUGCAGCGGCGGAGAGGCGACGGCGGGGAGCCGCCGGGCGCGGAUAAAGACAUUCAGGCGGCGUUCUUCGCGAUGCUGGACGCGGCUCAAGGCUGCAUCAGCGUGCGGAGGGUAGCAGCAGGCCUCAUCCCCCGCUAUGCGCGCUUCUGCCCCUCGGGAUUGCCGGACGCGGCACAGACGCUCAUGCAGCUGGCGGACUGGCCUUUAACAGGAGAUGGAGCGGCGACAGCAGCAGCAUCGGCUGAGGGGAAACGGGGGGUUUCCCCUGAAGGUGGCUCUUUGUUUGAUACAGAAAGGAACCGAACGGGCGGCAGCAGCACCGCAGUAGGGUUACCACCAGACCUAGGUUCGGAGGACGGAGGUCUGGAGCUGACCUCUGGUCCGGAGCUAGCCUCGGUAAAGCAAAUCGUGGCAGCGGCGGUGGUUCGGGCGAUGCAAUUACAGCCAGAGGCAAUGCUGGGGGCGGCGAUAGAACAGGCACGGACGGGGGGGUGUGGAGGGGUUGGGAGGGGUGGUGGUGAGAGGCAGAGGGGUAAACAGGCGAUCUCGUUUCUGCUGCAGGUGACUGCUGCUCGGGAGGUGGUGAGUGGGGAGGGGGAGUGGGAGUGUAAGGAAGGCAGGAAGGGUAAGAGGGCAAAGGUGAGUGAGAAAGAGGAGAAAGAGACGGAAAGGAAGAAGGAAAAGGAGAAGAAGACCAAGGAUGAAUUGGGGGAUGAAGGGAUGGAGAUGAAGGAAGGAGAUGAGAAAGACGACAAGAGAAGAGGAGAGGAGGGAGGAGAGAGAGGUGCAGCAGCAGCAGGUGAGAGUGAGAAGGGGGCUCGUGGUGUUGAUGGUGAUGAAGGUAAUGAGGGGAGUGGUCUGAGGAAGGAGAAGUUGGGGAAAGCAGAGGCGGAGGAGAAAGUGGAGGAAGAGGCAGAGGGCAGUACACCAAAGAAGGUGUGUCCCCCACAAAGGCAGAGGGAAGAGAAGGAUGAAGAGAGGGAGGAAAGGGAGGGGAGGGAGGAAAGGGAAGGGAGGGAGGAAAAGGAGGGGAGAGAGGAGUUCGGGCUACAAGGAGAGACGGGCAAGGAGGAGAGUGCCAGGAACAAGCGGAAGAGAGCGCAGGAGCAGUCCAGCAUGGCGUUCCAAGCCUUGGAUGGACGUCCGGAGUCGCUUCGGUGGCUAGCUGCGGUGCUGCAGCAGGUUCGGCGGAGUGGUUCGGCAGCAAUAGACUCGCUUGGAGAUGCCUGGAACCCUCUUCAGACGCUGCUAGGUGCUGGCUCAGGUGUAUCUGGGUGGUCGUGGGAUGGGGAGGUGUUUACUGUGACGCGGUUUCUGGAGCUCACCUUCUGCUCCGAGGCAGGGGCGCCUGUACCGGUGGAGGGCGUAUCUGGGGAAGGUCACAGGACGUUUCUGCGGUCCCUCUUUGAGAAAUUUGGGCCCGUGGAUGAGGUGGUGGUGGUGGCGGGCGGCGGGGUAGGUGGGACUGGGGUAGGUGCAUCUGGGAGUGGUUUUGGAGCGGGUGUUGGUGGAGGGGAGGAGCGGGAUGGGUUGGGGGGAGGGGGAGGCGCAGGGGGGAGAGGAGGGGUAGGAAGGGGAGGAGGGGGCGGGGGAAGGGAGCAGGGAUUGCCGGUGCAUGUGGUUGUAACGAUGGUGACUGUCCGCGAGGCGGUGAGGGCGAGGGAGGGGCUGAAUGGGGUGGUGCUGUGGGGGAGGAGGCUGCAUGUGCGCUUUGGGGAUGGACCAGGGGGGGUGUUACCCGGGGGAGGGUUACCUGGUGGGGGAGGAAGCUCGGGAGCAGGAGGGGCGGCGGAGGGAGGGAGGGGUCAGUCUGGGACUGCUGCUCUUGUGUCGGCGUUUAUUGAUUUUCGGUCGGCCGAGUCGGCUAUUCUGGCCCGGUCGCGACUCAACGGGGCGCGAUAUGGCUGCUCCAACAUCCAGGUGGAGUUCAAGCAUGCAGCAUCACGGGCAGCACCCUCUACCCAACACGCCUCCCUCUCCCACCUGCACCACCUGCAUGCCCUCUCCUCCCCUGCAGCCCGCCUCAUGCCCCUCGCUUUCCUCCCCAUCCCAGGCCUCCCCUCCCGCCUUCCCUUCACCCCCGCUGCCGCCCACACUCUCGCCGCCCAAUCUGCCGCCGCCCACACCCUUGCCGCUCAGUCCGCUGCCAGCCUCAGGUUCCUCCGAAGCAUGGGCGCAGGCUUGGGCGGAGGCUUGGGCGCAGGUUCGGUGCCGGACCUGGGGAUAGGUUCGGGAGGCAGUGUGGUGGGGGUGGGUGAGGGUGGGGUGAGAGAGCGGGAUCACGAUGGGGGAGGUGCAGGUGCGGCAGGAGGAGCAGCAGGUGCGGGCGCAGGUUUGGCAGCAGGCUCGGCAGGAAUAGGAGGAGCUGGGGCAGGGGCAGGAGGAGGAGCGGGAGGAGCAGGAGCAGGAGCAGGAGCAGGAGCAGGAGCAGGAGUGGUAUACGGAACAGGAGGGAAGGAGCGGGUCCCAACUACCACUCUUUGGAUGGGCAUAUCAGAGCAAGCCAUCUCCACCCACUCCGCAGCCAGUGCAGCAGCAGCCAUGGCUGCGUUCAGCCUGUCUGAAUCGGAGCUGCAGGGGAUUUUCACGGCUGCUGCGGCGGGCAGGGGAUAUGUGACGCGCGUGAGGAGUGCGAGAUCCAUGAGGGGCCCAUGCCGGUUCAUCGAGUUUGACCGCGUGGAGGCGGCUGCUACGGCGCUGAGGAACAUCGUGGCGUCUGAGAGAUUUGAUUCAGCAGUCCAAGUGCAGUUCAGGCAGCAGAUCAGAGGCAGUCGUUAUGACCCGGCUCUCACAGCAGGCCAGCACGAGCCACUCGGGUGGCCUGAUAAGCUGGAUGUGACAAAGCGGGCAGAUUUCCGGGCAGUGCGAAACACUUUCAAUGCCUGCCCCAGCUCUCGAAGGGAGGUGUGCCUUCUCGUCCCUCUGCCCUCUGCAUCCUCUGCUGCUCGCUCGACCGACGCUGCAGGCCCGUCAUCUGGGUUCACGCGCAUGGUGGACUAUCUGCGGCAGAAGGAGCGUGCUGGGGUGGUGAAGAUCCCUCCGGCCAAUGGCGUGUGGCCACGUAUGCUCUACGUGCUGCCGUGGUCCCGGGAGAUGUGUGACCUGCUGGGGGUUAGCACUGAAUCCCCUGAGUGCCUGCUUGGUCUCAUUCUCCCAGCUGUACCGCUCCCCGCCCAUUGA
This is a messenger RNA of Closterium sp. Yama58-4, 3348 nucleotides long. Lineage: Eukaryota; Viridiplantae; Streptophyta; Zygnematophyceae; Desmidiales; Closteriaceae. The record is from the annotation of a GenBank genome assembly.